CAUUUGCAACUAUUUCUCCUGCCUUUUUCUGCUGGAAUGUAUUUAUCAGCCACAAAAGGACUCCACCUUUUGAAACCUUAAUUCUUGGAUAUCAGGAAAGAGUUGUGUUUUUUUUCCCCCUUCCUUCCCACAAACCAGUCAAUGGAACGGGCUUGCUGUGCAGCUGAUUAGAAAAUACCCUUUAAAAAGAAGACAAGGUGGUGAUGAAAAACUGCUAGUUUUAUUAUUAAUAGUAUUAUUCUUCCUGUGAUCCGAGAUCUCAUCAGAUAACUUUGUUUUGGCUUUAUUGUUUGCGAGAAGAAAAGCAGCCAUGGUGAAUUGGCUAGUGCGACUUGGUUAUCUCUUUUUGUGGAUUUUAUUUCAGGUACCCAGAACUCAUACUUGGCUACAAAAACACCCUGGCUUCGACGUUCUCGCCCAAGCAUCGCAUUAUUGGCCUCUGGAGACGGUGGAAGGCAUCCAUGAAUUGCAAGACAUGAAUGGAGCACUAAGAGCCCACAACUUCACUGUGCUUCAUUACCAUAAUUCUACUUUUGUUUAUACCAAUGAUUCCAUCUACUCUAACUUCUCUGCAACUGUAGAUAUUGUAGAAGGAAUUGUAAACAAAGGUAUCUAUAUUCCGGAUGUCAAAGGAGUAACAUUUCUUCUUUUUGGAAGCGAUCAAAACUCUUGCAUUAUUAACCCAGAAUUUUGUGAGCCUGAAGGUGUGACCUUCUCCUUUUUCUGGAAGACACAAGGAUAUCAGCUGAAGCCUGCCCCAGCAUAUGGGGAUCAGGUCCUUUCUAAUGGAUUUAAAGUCUACUUCGGUGAACACAAAGGCUCCAUAGAACUCUUUAACCGUCACAUUUCCAAGAAGUGGGCAGCAACUUUCAUUUCACCAGGUCCCCACUGGACUCAUGUCUUGUUUACCUGGAAAUCUGAAGGUGGUCUGAAAGUCUACAUCAAUGGGACUUUAAAAAACGUUGACGCCUACGGGAAACAUUUCUACAGCUAUGGUGACUUCAAUUCCAAUAUGCUGUUGGGCUCCGAAGGCAAUCAAGGAAAACGCUACAUCCAUGGAGCUUUUGAUGAAUUCGUCAUAUGGGAAAGAGUGCUCACACCAGAUGAGAUCGAGCAGUAUUUUACAGCCGCUAUCGGUGACCAGUCUUUGCUUGCUUCAACAUCUCCCUGGGGAUGGCAAACAACAGCUACGCUUGCAGUGCUCUCCAGAAAUGCCUACCAACCCAUCAUAAUUAAUCUCACCGAGGGAAAACAUAAUGUCCAGUAUCCGUGUGCCACGUUGGACUAUUUGCAAAACAUUACAUACUCCUUGCCUAAUCAAUCUCUCACAGCAAAUAUUGCGUACAAUCUUACUGAGGUUUUCUUUAAAGCUGUGGAAGGGGUUCUUAAUCUACCUAGUUGGAUUGACACAGCCCAGACAGCAUCCCUUGCUGGAGGGCUGGUGUCCACCGUUGACAGUGUGAUCUUUCACGUUGCACACAAUCUAGGAGGAAGCCCUUCGACCAUAACUGUCCAAGGCACCUCGCUCGUGGCAGAUUACUCCCUGGUUAAAAUACCUCCGCAGCUCCUGGACGUACCUCAGUACCGUUUCCCAUUACAAGGACAGAGUUACAUUUCCAUCCCUGGAGAAUCUUUCCAAUAUACAGCCUGGAUUACAAUUGUGGGUCUCCUCUAUCAUUCUAUGCAUCAGUACUUCCAUAGCAUCAAACCAUUGGACACCAAAAUCCCUGAAGCUGCUGCCUGCAAGGAGUGUAUGAUUUUUGCUACUAGCUACCUUAUCUCCUUGAAAAUGGAGCCACCACCAACACUGUCUCAUAAUCUGUCAAGUUCUCCCCUCAUCACUAUCUAUAUGAAGCACCAACUGACGCCUCUCCAAUACAGCCAAGCAGUGAACCAAAGUAAUCAAGUGAAACUGUAUUGUGCCUUUCUGGAUUACAGAAGUGGAAGCGGUGUUUGGUCCAAUAAAGGUUGUGUGCGUGAUGGGGGUGACCUCAAUUAUUCCACCUGCCUGUGCAACCACCUCACCAACUUCGCCAUUUUGAUGCAAGUGGUGCCACUGAAGCUAACAAACGGACACAAGGUGGCAUUGUCUUCUAUCAGCUACGUAGGAUGCUCCAUCUCCAUUUUCUGUCUGACUAUCACUCUGGCCACGUUUGCAAUUCUCUCCUCUGUCAGUACCAUCCGUAACCAGCGUUAUCACAUCCAUGCCAAUCUUUCCUUUGCUGUCUUGGUUGCUCAGAUCUUGCUCCUUAUCAGCUUCCAGUUUGACCCUGGGAUGAUACCCUGCAAAAUCUUGGCAAUUCUCCUUCACUUCUUCUUCCUGAGCACCUUUGCUUGGAUGCUGGUGGAAGGGUUCCAUCUCUACAGUAUGGUGAUCAAAGUGUUUGGAUCUGAGGAGAGCAAGCACUUGUACUACUAUGGCAUUGGAUGGGGUUGCCCGUUCCUGAUCUGUGUCAUUUCCAUAACCACAGCUGUGGAAAGCUAUGGAGAAGACAACAACUGUUGGCUUUCACUGGAGAGUGGUACAAUCUGGGCUUUUGUGGGCCCAGCUCUGUUCGUAAUUGUGGUUAACGUCUGUAUCCUCGCUGCCGUGACCAGAGUAAUUUCAAGAAUAAGCGCUGAAAAUUAUAAGGUGCAUGGAGAGGCCAAUGCAUUCAAAUUGACAGCUAAAGCACUUGCUGUUCUACUCCCCAUCUUGGGAACUUCAUGGAUCUUCGGAGUCCUGGCAGUGAAUGACCACGCUUUGGUGUUCCAGUACAUGUUUGCAAUAUUUAACUCAUUGCAGGGGUUCUUCAUUUUUCUGUUCCACUGCCUCCUGAACUCAGAGGUCAGAGCUGCCUUUAAACACAAAACGAAGGUGUGGUCACUCACAAGCAGUUCCAUCCGCAACAUCAAUGUGAAACCUUUCAAUUCUGAUAUUAUAACAGGGGCCAAGCCUGCAACAACUCCAACAAAACUCAACACUUUUGACAAGAGCAGUCAUUUUGGCAACAGGAUUGAUCUUUCUGCUGUCUGACAUCUACCCCUGUUGACCCUUCCUUCUGAUGGCCAGGCAAGCCGGGUCCUCAGGAUCUUCGAUUCAUUGCCUGUCAACCUAUUACCUUCUGAGAAUUUGUGUCCAUAGGAAGCACUCCUCCUUGCUAAAUUGAGGAGGGGGAGAAUUGCCCAUUGGACUGAAUCAACACUUCCAGCUUUUCUGGGCUUGGUGUGACCUCCUCUUGGCUGGGAGAGCUAGCUAUGGAACAGCCAAGUAACAUUUUACACUGGAUGGUCCUCUAAGCACUGGCACAGUUGGCUCCCAUGAUGAAGCUGAGGAAGAUUCAGGGGGAAGAGAACUGCAAUAUGUCCUCUGGAUCCACAAAGCUAAAUGUUCUCAUGACACUAACAUGGGAUGGGGGGGACUCUUGACCAGCUCUACAUACACCAUUUGCAUUAAAUAGUGGGAGGAUAUAAAGGAGAAGCUACAUCAGGAAACAUCCGGUCACAAGGCCCUGCAUUUGAAGACUAAUGUUGCAGAGGAGAGACAACUGGGAUCCAGCUCUAUUUUCUGAUCUUGGCCUGGAGACAAACAGAAAGAGCAGUUGUUAUAUUUGUGCAUCAAGCACAUCUGCUUGGCUGUUCCCAAGAACCUUCUAACACUGGUUGUGAUGGACACCCACAGCUUCAUUUCAUUGGAGGAGGCGUUCAUCUCUCCUGGAGAAGGCGCUUGUACUGGACCCUCCUGUCUUCCCAGGUGAGGCUCAGUGGCUCUGCUGAGCGCUGUCUGCAGACCAAACUGAUCUCUUCUUUGUUGAAAAUUGCAGUAGCUUCACUGUCCGUCUUACCAGACAGAACAAAGCUUGAAUGCCAAACAGGAGCCUUCCCCCCAAAGCAAAAUGAAAUUUAAGAAUAAACUAACCAGCCCACCUCCAUAGAAACGAACAACGUGGCAGAAAAAUUUCUAUGAAGUGUCAGCCAGACUGCAGCUGGGAUUGUGUGAUUAUCCAUGGAUGUCGUUUAAAAUUUUUUAUUUUUUCCUGAUAAGCAAACGUUUGGUUUUUCCCAGCAGCGCAGCAACGCUGUACUUUUGGAGAAGAAAAGCAACGCUUGAUUAAUUCAACAAAGGUCUCCCUGCCUUCCUUUAUGGAUUUGCUAGUAUGGCUGUAGGGCUGAUAAGUUCCAGGCCCUUCCUAAAUAUAGCGUAUCUUGGCAGUCUUAAGAACAAGAAACUUGCUUUUUUUAUAAGGUGGAAGCAAAUAGGCUACCUGCUGUGCGCAGGACAAAAGAGGAAAGGUCGUG
Molecule: messenger RNA, 4278 nt
Organism: Candoia aspera
Lineage: Eukaryota; Metazoa; Chordata; Lepidosauria; Squamata; Candoiidae
Gene: ADGRD1
Product: adhesion G protein-coupled receptor D1
Exons: 26
Coding region: 311-3016 (901 amino acids)
Biological process (GO): adenylate cyclase-activating G protein-coupled receptor signaling pathway; cell surface receptor signaling pathway
Cellular component (GO): plasma membrane
Molecular function (GO): G protein-coupled receptor activity
Source: RefSeq, a predicted model, not a curated record